Molecule: messenger RNA, 2863 nt
Organism: Danio rerio (zebrafish)
Lineage: Eukaryota; Metazoa; Chordata; Actinopteri; Cypriniformes; Danionidae
Gene: ankha
Product: ANKH inorganic pyrophosphate transport regulator a
Biological process (GO): phosphate ion transmembrane transport
Cellular component (GO): membrane
Molecular function (GO): phosphate transmembrane transporter activity
Source: RefSeq, marked validated
ACAAGAAUAAAUAACAGACACGCGCGAACACACGCAGCCACCAGCUCUUCAGCCUGAUGGAAGCUAAAACGCCGCUUUCCGACAUCAGCACUUCAUGACAGUGAGAUUUAAUUCGCGGGCGAAACACAUCAUGAUAUAAUGCGAAAUGUUUGGAUGACCUUCUCAUCUUAUCAGGAAGGGUACCGAAAAUGUCUCCAGUUUCUCCUGUUUUAGUUCAGGCAGCAGGAAGCCACCAGCCAUAAGCAAAUCUUCAGUGCAGCCUGCCGGGGACGAAUGCCUUAAUUAUUAUCAUCACCAUCAUUUUCAUCAUGAAGGACUGUUUAUCAGAAACUGCGUACUGGCCCCUUAUUCGCUUUUUGCUGCCACUGGCCAUAACUAAUAUAGCCAUCGACUUCGGGGAACAGGCUCUAAACAGAGGUAUCGCUUCUGUAAAAGAGGACAAGGUUGAAAUGCUGGCAAGCUAUGGUCUAGCAUACUCGCUUAUGAAAUUCUUCACUGGACCCAUGAGCGACUUCAAAAAUGUGGGACUUGUGUUUGUCAACAGUAAGAAGGAGAGAUCCAAGGCCAUCCUCUGCAUGGCUGUGGCUGGAGUCAUUGCCAUUAUCUUACACGUCCUCAUAGCUUACACAGAUCUGGGCUACUACAUCAUAAAUAAGCUCCAUCAUGUGGAUGAUUCAGUUGGAAGCAAGACCAGAAAAGCUUUCCUGUACCUCGCACUGUUUCCAUUAUUAGAUGCAAUGGCAUGGAUUCAUGCUGGCAUCCUCCUGAAACACAAGUAUAGUCUUCUAGUAGGCUCUGCCUCCAUAUCUGAUGUUGUUGCACAGAUAGUAUUUGUGGCGAUCCUCCUCCAGAGUAACCUGGAAUGUUUCGAGCCUCUUCUCAUCCCCAUUCUCGCUCUGUAUAUGGGAGCCCUUGUGCGAUUCACUAUUGUAGGACUUGGCUACUACUGCAAUGUUCACGACAUCACCCCUGAAUCCACCAGCACUGAUCAAGGGGGUGAUGCCACCAUAAAGAAGAUGCUUAGCUUCUGGUGGCCGCUUGCUCUGAUUUUGGCUACUCAGCGCAUCAGCAGACCCAUCGUCAAUCUGUUUGUGUCACGGGACCUGAAAGGCAGCUCUGCAUCAACUGAAGCAGUAGCAGUUCUCACAGCAACGUAUCCAGUGGGUCACAUGCCCUAUGGGUGGUUGACAGAACUACGUGCAGUGUAUCCAGCUUUCGAUAUGAAUAACCCGACCAAUAAGUUGACCAGUGGUGUGAUGGUCACCAAAUCACAUAUCAAGAAGUUCACCCUUUGCUGUUUUAUUCUCUCUUUAGCGAUGUGUUUCAUUGUUUUCUGGAGCCCUCAUGUUUCUGAGCGUAUCCUGAUAGAUGUCAUUGGAGUUGAUAUGGACUUCGCAGAGCUCUGCAUCAUGCCACUGAGAGUCUUUUCUUUUUUUCCUGUGCCAGUUACGAUUCGAGCUCAUCUGACAGGCUGGUUUAUGACGCUAAAGAAAACGUUUGUGCUGGCACCAAGUUCAGUUCUGCGCAUCAUUGUGCUCAUCACCAGUCUUCUCGUGCUACCUUAUAUGGGGAUUCAUGGUGCUACACUUGGCGUUGGGUCUUUAUUAGCAGGAUUUGUGGGAGAGUCCACCAUGGUCGCAAUUGCUGCCUGCUAUGUUUAUCGACAACAGAAGAAAACCCCUGAAGCAGAAGUGGUUGUGGAGGACAAUUCGGCGCCGAUCACUGAUGUCGCUUCCAGAGCAGAGCUGGAUGUCAUUUCUGAUGAUGGUGAUCAGGAAGCGGAAAGAGCAGAUCAGUGAUUUCAUUUGGAUAUGCUGAAGAAGAGGUGGACAUUUGCAGCAAUACAUGGAUUUUUGAUAACAAGUACUUUAUUUUGUUCUAUUAAUAUCUUUGUUUCUACAAUCUCUGGAACUGUCAGAUAGACUGCUGCUUGUAUGAGGAAGCAGGAGCAGAUUUGCAUGUCUGCAACAUACAGUACGCACUCCUGCACUUUUUGCAUAUUUACACACACGGACGUCUUCCAAAGUUCCGUGCAAAGCACUCGCAUCUGAAUAUAAUCUCUUUUGUUUUGGGAGAAAGAAUGCAUCAAAAUGGACUUGUAAUCUGUUUUAAGGACAGAAAUGUUACUUGCUAAACUUUGGCCGAGAGAUGUGUUUUCCUCUUGCCUUGAGACGCACAAUAAAUAUUUACACCUUAAGUGAAUUAGAACUUGCUUAAGAGGGAUUUCUUUUACUCACUUGGGGCACAGACUAGAUUUAAAGGCAUUGUUCAUCAAACAAAAUGGAAAAAACUCAUCCUCAAGGGGUUCCAAACUUUUUUUCUGUUGGACACAAGAGGAGAUAUUUUGAAGAAUGCUGAAAACCUGUAACCGUUGACUUCCAUAGUAUUUUUUCCCUGCAAUGGAAGUCAGCGAGUUAGAGCUUUCUUUUAAAAUAUUUAUUUUCAUUUUUGGGUGAACUAUCACUUCAAGUUGUAUAUUUCAAUUGAUUUAUUUUUGUAUUUACUGCACAUUGCUCUGAUUUGGUACCUUUGCAAAGAGCGUUAUGGAGUUCGUUAGGUUUGACAAUCACUCUAACACUAUAUAUACUGUACACACACCAUGGACUAUUUAUUUGAGCUUUUGUGAAAGCAUGAAUCGUUUCUGAUAAUCAUCUGAUCCAGUAUUUCAAAUAUAGAACCUGUUAUAUUCCAUAUUUCAGCUAUUUACUUGAUUUUUCAACAUAUUUUGUCAACUUACUAAAUAGAACUAUCAAAACUACUGUAUGUUUUACUUGAGGAAAGUGGUGCUUGUAUAUGCAGAUGCAAGUAAACUAAGCACAUUAUGAAUGGAUUAAUGCGUUUAUUAAACAAAUGUUGGGCUUAA